CCCAAAUUUACUGGUGGGAUUGUCUUCUUUUCCCAGUCGACAAUGGACAUGACCCUGUCUCUGGCUUGCCUUGCCAGUUGUUCACUCGCUACACCCAACGACAACCAGUUGCGACGAUAAUGGCUGCCGUGCGGUCCCUCGGCCUCCACGAACCUGCGGCUGUCGCCUUCCUUGUCGCUGAAGGUCUAUUGCCCCCCGAUCCCUCCGAAGACCUGUACAACUGGACAACCAGUGUCGAUGAAGACUCCAACGCUCCAGUCGAGGAUGAGAUCGUAUGGACGAAAACUUGCGCAGUUUGGUCGCGAGCGGGGGUGGUGAAGAGAGUAUUCCGCCUAGAUCUCGAAAAAGAGGACAUUCGUCAUGCCUUGCUGGCCAACUUCUCUGUAGGCAAGAUCAAACGCUCCGGGGCGAGUCUGUCUACAGCGGCAAAGGGUGAACCAUCGCAGGCAGGGAGUAUCCUUGGCCGCUCUCGAGAAUUCGGCGAACACUAUGUUGAUGUGACACAUCAACAGUCGAAACAACCCAGCGCCAAGCGGAAGUUCAACCAGCAAGAUGAUCAACAUCUAAGGACAACUGGAAAUCAGUCGGGCAACAUUUCUCGGGCAUUAGUGGUGGUACUCAAAUCCCAGGCUCACAUCUUCUUCUUGACUGGCAAUAGCCAUGUCGUUCCCCUUCCGUUCGAAGUCGAUUCGGUCUUUGCUACGCCUCGAGGCUUGCUGUUCCAACGAAAGGUUCACGAAGAGGAAGAUACGAGUUCUCUUCCCAUGGCGCCUCCGAACUCUUUCGUAUCAACCCUGCCCGAUUUUCGAGCGUCACAGACGCUAGAACUUUCAUCAGGCAAGAAAAGUCGGCCAUCUUUGACAAUCUCACCGGCUCAGAACCCAGGUCUGAAGCCCAGGCAUAGCAAACAAGCAGAGCUUCCGCGCGUAUUCUCGCUCAUGGAUCCUCAUUCAGAGAUGGGCUUGGUUGUAACUAAACAAUCGUCCCGUUGGCUACAAACGAGUGCUAACACCCGACCUUCGGGCUUGGAUGUUCUUGACCCUGCUGACGAGAUCGUCUAUAUAUCGCCCAGAGACGAGUUAUCUGGACUGUACCCGGGCUUGGCUAACGGACCUCUGAUUCUCGUGGUUACUUCCAACAUAAACACAGGCCUCUAUACUAUCUGGACAGCACGCUACAGAGAAGAUGAGUUCGCGCCAGCGUCGAAGAAGAGAAAGGAUAAGAGACGAGACACAGAUGGGACUCGAUCGAAGAGACGGAGCUCCCACUUUGGAAUGAAUACAGGAUCAAGUACACCUGCUGCCCGCCCGUCGGGUGCGAGAGAAAGCUUCGGUCCUAGGGGUGACGCGUGGAACACGUCCGGUCUGUCUCUGUCGCAGUACUCUGCAGAUGGCAGGCCAGAUGAGGAUGAUCUAGCUUCGAAAUUGGGCCAAGAUUUCGGGGAUAUUGGUGUGCCACUCAAGACUUCCCGACGCGUCAGUUCUCUGUUGGCACGAGCGGACCUAGCAUCUAGCCAGGAUAGAAUCACCUUCUCAGACUUGGCGACAGGAAGUCAAUCGGGCCCUAUGCCUCACGGAAAUCUGCGGCAGUCGAUUGGUGCUGGUAGCACUCGAGGAAGUCUGGGAUUCAAUCCGAGAGGCUCAUUGCCACCGGGCAGCGGUUCCGUCUACAGCACCGCGAGCAGCUUCAUUGAUGCGCCGGUGGACAGACUGCUGGAAGAACUCAAUAAUGAAAGCCUUUUCGAAGGGAUCGAGAAUAUGGACUUGAAGAACUCGGCAUCGGGACUUCCAGAAGAAGUACUCCUGACUAAGGUUGAGAGCUUCUCAUCCAAGUUCUCGGGCUCUUUCUAUACCCCAGCGAUACCCAAGUCAAAUUCACGAAGAGCGAAGAUUGUCACGAUUUCACCGUCGAGAUUCGGUACCGCACAUGACGGGAACUCCGCAGCCCUGGCCCUGUGCUUGGUGGACCAAGAGGCAAGGUCUAUGACCGUUGUCACUCUCCGAGCAGAUCGCGUUGCUAUCCCUAAGAAAGAUGGAGGUAUAUUCACUAGAAAGUCCAAAAAGAGCGCCUCCCCGAACGAGCGCUCGCUACUUGUCCAGGCUUCAGGCGUACAACAUGUUUCAGAUGUCUGGGAUGCUUGCAAGGUGACUGAUGGCGGUAUUUCGAGGCUCAUCACAGUAAGGACAGGCGACCAUGGCCAAGGUGCAUUAUAUCUCCAAACUCCAUGGGGUACACCGCACGCGGUAGAAGUCCCGGGUAAAAUGAUGCUAUAUGAAGCAUACGGCAUCUACUCAAACGUUCCCGGAAGCCGGCGAAGAGAGAGCGGCGUGAGACGCCUGAUGACGGAUUCGUCGAUCGCCAUCAUUGGACUUGAUCACCCAGCUGUUCGAGGAAGGUUCGAUGUCGUCGAUUCCAGCAAUCGCCGACAUAAGCUUGAAAUAAGGAUGGAGCCGAGCAAUGAAAUGGUGAAGAAUAUCUUCAAGGUGUGCCAGUUCGCUCUGCCGGAUUCCGAGAAGGCAGGUGAUGGUAUGCUGUCGACUUGGUGGGAAAUCAUGAAAUGGCUCCGUGGGCGAGAGACCGAAGAGGAUGACCUGGAAUGGACUGCUAUGGUUCUGGUCUUGUUUUCAAUGGCAAUUCCUUUUAUUGAAACCAAGCCGACAAAGACAUCACACAAGCCCACACGACGGAAGAAGGGGUUAUUGCGGUCCAGUAGCGGAACAUCUAUCGACUCAGAGAGUUGGGAGGCAAUGCUCGACCAGGAAUCUGGCUCUGCUGGCGUGAUUGCAUCAUGGAUGAACACCAGCUCCUGGAGUUGGGUUGUAGAGCAAGAUGCACAGGACAGCGAACUUGAUCAGACCGCGCCAUUCGCUUCAAACCGCUCAACUUUCCGACGAAAUACCUACCUCACUCGCUGUAUUGCUCUGGCAAGGGAGUUCCUACAGAGUCCGCAGGGUGACUCCGCUGUGGGCUCGGAGGGAUUCUUGCCUACAGCUCUGUCAUUUAGCCAAAGCCUACGAAGUACUGCACUAUGUACGAUUUUAGUGGCUUUGCAUCUGCUUCGGGAAGAACAGAAGCUCUUCAUUUGCGAUAGCGAACAGUCACGCAAACCUUUGGGUCUUCUCGCUCCCGUCCUGGCCCAGAUUGGCGGCUGGCUUGGAUGGGCGUCUUGGUCCUGGACAGACGACACGUAUUUCGGAACGGAAAUGGCCAGUAUGAGUCGCUGGGAGUUCGAGGACUCGCGUAUAUCGAAGCUCGAAGUCCCCGACGAGCCGUUCGCCCCGCCUUCAAUCUUCUUGCAUCUCGAGAAGGCAUGGAGAGAGACUUCGGUGUCUUUCUUCACGCUCUUGAACCUGGUUAUCGGCUCUGACAGAUCCCCAAAGAAGGGUCGUCUAUGGCAAGAGUGCUACGCACUCACGCCACGAACUCUGGCGCUAGAUGGUUUCCUCUCAGAGGUGCACAAGUGUUCAACGCCACUGGACCGGAUCCAGCUUCUUUAUCGUUGGGGUUUCACGAAGGACAUCAUCGAGACCUUCCCGGAAGGUGUUAGCACUCCCUUAUACGAAACCAUCUUGCAGUCCCAACUACAUGCUUCACCCUCCUGGGACUCGGCGCUUCUCCAGCUUAUCGAUCGCGAGGAUCUCAGCAUCUCCCUUGGUGGAGACCAGUUGGGGCCACCGCCUGCGCCCGCACCGUUCCAGCCUGCAAUGUCGCAUGACGCAAUACGCGACGUUCAUCACAUCGGCAUUUCUGCACUGGAUAUUGAUGCGACCAACUCCUUCGAGGUGUCGGCAGAGGCAGACCGCCUGUCGGUCACAAGGCUGAUCUUCCGAGAAGACAAGCGAUUUACUGAAGCGACGCGCCUGCUGAACCAGUCCAAGGCUCCGGUAGCCGAAUGUGUACCCGAGCCAGAAUGGACUGAUUCAGAUUUAUUGGAGGCGCAAAAAGAGGUUGUGCAACUAGUGACGCUGCGGACCCUUUCCAUCCCCACCGGUCGGGCUAUGCUGGCAUUCAGUAGUCGCUUACCCCUUUUGACCGAGAAACUACCUAUUCCUUCGUUUUCGUUGCAAUGUGUUAUGAAACCUUCCAACGUAACAAUCAGCGCAGACCGUGCCUCCUUUAGUGAGGAGAAGGUUUGCUGGGCCUUCUUCCAUAAUGGGGUGUCAACUGGUUUAGCAAUCUCGAAACAUUCGAAGGGCAUCGAUACCUCGUGGAUCCUCUUCAAUAAGCCACAGGAGCUCACUAAUCGACAUGCGGGCUUCCUGCUGGCUCUAGGUCUCAAUGGCCAUCUCAAGUCGCUGGCUAAGUGGGUUGCCUUCAAGUACUUGACUCCCAAGCAUACGAUGACAUCGAUUGGCUUGCUGCUUGGUCUUUCGGCCUCCUACCUGGGAACCAUGGACACCCUCAUUACACGGCUUCUGUCUGUUCAUGUCACGCGGAUGCUGCCAAUGGGUGCCGCUGAGCUCAAUUUGUCCCCCUCGACCCAAACGGCGGGCAUUAUGGGCAUCGGUCUUCUGUACUGCGGCUCGCAACAUCGGCGUAUGAGCGAAGUCAUGUUAUCAGAGAUCGAGAACGUGGAACAGGAGGAGAGUAGCCCGUCUCACGAUGACCUGCGGGACGAAGGGUACCGUCUUGCCGCCGGUUUGGCUCUAGGCUUCAUCAACCUGGGUAAAGGAAAAGACCUUCGUGGUAUGCGCGAUAUGCACAUUGUGGAACGGCUGCUAGCGGUAGCUGUGGGUACGAAGAAUGUGGAUCUUGCGCACAUCCUAGACCGAGCCACAGCUGGUGCGACAAUUGCGCUGGCGAUUAUUUUCAUGAAAACCAAUGACGAGAUUCUGGCGCAGAAGAUUGACAUUCCAGAUACAACGGUGCGGUUUGAUUACGUCCGACCAGACAUCUUCCUCCUGCGCACGCUCGCACGCCAUUUGAUCAUGUGGGAUGGCAUCCGGCCCAGCGAUGAGUGGUUUGUGCAAAGUCUGCCACCGGUGUAUCGCCGUCGAUAUCGGCUGAGGGGCGUGCGCCGCCUCAGGAGCGACGACAUGCCAUUUUUCAAUAUAGUUGCGGGGCUGUGUUUCACCCUCGGUCUGCGUUAUGCCGGCUCAGCUCAGCCGGCAGUACGCGAUCUUCUCCUCGCCUAUCUCGACCAAUUCAUCCGCCUCUGCCGUUUGCAGGCGACCAACUACGAUGCCAAACUGACGCGCAACUCAGUGCGACACUGCCAAGACGUCGUCGCUCUCUCAGCCGCUGCGGUCAUGGCCGGCACGGGUGAUCUGGCUCUCUUCCGCCGGCUGCGCUCUUUGCAUGGCCGCGUAGAUUCGGACACGCCGUACGGCAGCCAUAUGGCAUCACACAUGGCAUUGGGGCUGUUGUUCUUGGGUGGCGGCAGUUACACACUGGGUACCUCCGAUUUGGCCAUCGCCUCCCUGCUCUGCUCUCUCUACCCUAUUUUCCCCACUACUGUACUCGACAACAAAUGCCAUCUGCAGGCGUUCCGCCAUCUGUGGGUGCUCGCUGCUGAACCACGCUGCCUGGUGCCUCGUGAUCUGGAUUCUCGCCGGCCAAUCUCCCUGCCCAUCACUUGGACCAAUGCACAAGGCACCCGACAUACCGUCACGGCACCUUGCCUCCUUCCUGACCUUAGCGGGCUGACUCGUGUGGAGAUCCGGCAUGCGGACUACUGGCCAUUAGUUCUGGAUUUUGCUGCUCAUCCUGACCUGCGUGACAAACUUCGCCAAGGCGACCAAUCGGUCUAUCUCCGCCGAAGGGCCAUGUACAACUCCACGGGCGCAUCGUCUGUCUUCGUGUCGACCCUGGCCGGUCUCAGUGAUGCACAGGACGUCCUCCCGUCCUCCACAGUAGGCAAAGGUCUAUUGGUGCCAACCCAAGGGACCAAUCUGACGGGACCACGACCUCCGAGUGCACUCGCAAACAACCUCUGGGAAUGGGUUUUUGCUUUGGAUUCCCUCCGGGAUCUGGGCGUGCGUGAGAAAGCCCUCGUACUACCCCCGUCACUUCCCACCUGUUGGCGUCGCCGCUCCGCAUCGCCGGCGGUGGACUCGACGGCCGUGCCUUGGCUACGUCCCUCCGCCGUAGACAUGCAACUUGUUCUCGAGCGGACGGUGCACGACGUCAUCCAGGCCGCGAAGGGUCGGGGCGCCGAUGCAGAUGAGGUCCGCGAUCGGCUCUGGCAGUUACGAUUGUUAUUCAGCUGGCUUGAUUCACGGGCUGAUGAUGACGGGACGGACGAGGAGGGCCAAGGUGGCUCUUCUGACGGUCUGUGGUUGCGCAGGGACUAUAUCGAGGAGACAAGGUGGAAGAUCUGGGGAGUGCAGGUUGGAGAUUAUGAGUGACGGAUGUCCGUCAGAUAAGUGCUCUUAUUCCCUAUUAAUACGGCAACACCGCAUGGUGUAUGAUUGAUGACCCGAUGGAGAUGUUCACAUCUGUGCAACGAUUUAUGCUGUUAUUCCAAGAGCGGCUGUAAUAGUAUAGAGGGAGUGGGACAAGGGGUGGAUUUC
Messenger RNA from Aspergillus saccharolyticus JOP 1030-1, 6512 nucleotides. Its product is annotated as anaphase promoting complex subunit 1. NCBI's taxonomy places the organism in Eukaryota, Fungi, Ascomycota, Eurotiomycetes, Eurotiales, Aspergillaceae. The record is from RefSeq and is a predicted model, not a curated record. Gene Ontology annotation, biological process: metaphase/anaphase transition of mitotic cell cycle; anaphase-promoting complex-dependent catabolic process; protein K11-linked ubiquitination. Gene Ontology annotation, molecular function: molecular adaptor activity. The transcript has a single exon. Bases 120 to 6347 code for a protein of 2075 amino acids. Gene Ontology annotation, cellular component: anaphase-promoting complex.